Molecule: messenger RNA, 806 nt
Organism: Antrostomus carolinensis (chuck-will's-widow)
Lineage: Eukaryota; Metazoa; Chordata; Aves; Caprimulgiformes; Caprimulgidae
Gene: GDE1
Product: glycerophosphodiester phosphodiesterase 1
Exons: 5
Coding region: 67-732 (221 amino acids)
Biological process (GO): ethanolamine metabolic process; phospholipid metabolic process; N-acylethanolamine metabolic process
Cellular component (GO): plasma membrane
Molecular function (GO): glycerophosphodiester phosphodiesterase activity
Source: RefSeq, a predicted model, not a curated record
GCUGAGAAUGGAGCCACGGGUGUUGAGCUGGACCUUGAAUUUACUGCAGAUGGUGUUCCCAUUCUAAUGCAUGAUGAAACAGUAGAAAGGACAACUAAUGGAUCUGGAAGAUUGUGUGACUUGACUUUUGAUGAAAUUAGGAAGCUUAACCCAUGUGCAAAACACAGGCUAGGGAGCAAAUUCCAAGGUGAAAAGGUACCAACUCUGAGAGAAGCUGUUGUGGAGUCGAUGCAUCACAAUCUUAUAAUCUACUUUGAUGUCAAAGGCCAUGCAAAUCAGGCGGUUGAUGCUCUGAAACAACUCUACCUGGAAUUUCCGCGUUUGUACAACAGCACCAUAGUCUGUUCCUUCGUUCCAGAUGUUGUUUAUAAGAUGAGACAAGCUGACAGAAAUGUUGUAACAGCGCUAACAUACAGGCCUUGGCAACUGAGCCACUUGGGAGAUGGGACCCCCCGUUUCAGUUCCUCCUGGAAGCAUUACUUGUAUAUGAUGAUGGAUGUUGUUCUAGACUGGAGCCUACACAGUUUCUUGUGGCGACUGUGUGGGGUUUCAGCUUUCCUCAUACAGAAAAAUUUUGUUUCUCAGGAGUACGUGAGGCACUGGUCUUCCAAAGGAAUUCAGGUGGUUGCCUGGACAGUGAACACAUUUGUUGAAAAAAGCUACUGUGAGACUGUCCUCAAAUCCAGCUACAUCACGGACAGCUUGGUGGAAGACUGUGAUCCUCAUUACUAGACUUGCAUGUUGCAGACACUCACCGACCUAAAUAAGCUCUCUUACUCAGGCAGGUCUGAAUUCACCAUCGAGAG